AUGGACUCCCCUAUUCUGUCCAGCCCUACGAAAAUACUCCACCCACUGUCGCCUGAGCGGAUGAAUCAACAACAGACCAUUCCUAGCUCACCAUCGCGGCAAUCGGAUAUCCUGGAUAUACAGCAACGAAAGAAGACAAGGGGGAUGUCCGACGUUCAGGCAAGAGUAGCGUACUUGAACAAUCUGUCUCGUGGAAACAGCCCGGCAAAUACACCACAGCCAUCAACAUCAUCUGGUACUUCGGCAGCGCUUCAGAGAGCACUACUCGGUCGCGAAGAGGCAGAAUCUGCUCUAGCUAGUGUCUCCGCUCAGCUUUCCGAGGCACAAUCACGAGAACGUCGCAUAAGCGAGCGACUCGAAUCAUUGCUAGAAGAACUUCAAGCAGCCAAAGAACGACAGGCGCACGAACGAUCAGUCUUUGAAAAAGAGAUUAGGAAGGCAAGGAAAGAGGCUUUUCGCGCGGGAUCCGCUCUGGUAAAAUUGCAGGAGGAGCUGAAACACGCAAGGUCGGAAACCAAAGGAUUGAAAGAGGACGUUCUCUGCGAGCGAGCAGCGAAGGAGCAAGCAAAGCAAGAGGCAUUUGAGCGAGCAUACGCGCUUGCUGGCUUGACUGAAGAGCUGGAAGUUCUUAAAGGACGCUUGCGCAAUGUUGAAGCCAAUCGUCGCUCAGACAGCCUUGAGGCCCGAGCAAAAGAAAUGGGUAACGACAAUAUCGGAAGACUGUCGCUGGCGGAAGGAGAUCUCGCAUUUAUGCUCACCCCGGCACCUCGCAGACCAAAACGGCCUGCCGAGGAUUCGACGCACUCACCGCUUGUGGAAUCUACAGAUCAGGCCACCGCGCACGACACUCCUCCAAAGAGACUAAGACUUUCGGAUGUGACACCUCGGCAAGGUGAUCAAAAUACACUAUCCACAAACACUAAGCAAGAGAUAAUCGAUGACCUGGAAGAAGCGCUCAAGCAUGAGAGAAAAAUGAGACUCGAUGCCGAGGACAUGAUUGAGUUUUUGAGAAUGGAAUGUGAAUUCAAACGAUGCUCCUGCAGGCUUGCAGAAGAAGAGGAACAGACCAAUCAAGUCCAUGCGGCAACCCGCGAAGAUGUCGUAGCGCAAGACAAGAUUGAAAACAUCAUCGAAGAAGACCGCCAUGACAUCCGUGGCCCUAAAGCCCAACAUCAUUCACACUUUGGCAACCCGUCGCAGGGGUCUGGGCCUACGGAGCAGGCAAGGCCUCAAGAAGAACCAGAGGAACUCUUGAUAACUUUCUCGCCCGUGACGGGAACUUUCAAAUCAGUCCCGUCUCCAGUUCGAUCGCCUCCUAAGCAACCCCAAGGCACAGCUUUAAGCGGGCUCGAAUCGUCGAUCUCCCGCGAAAGCCUGUCAGCGCAGCAGUUGCUCGUUAGUCCUUUCGAAGAAAGGCAUGUUAAUCGGCACGAGACGUCCUUUGAGCCCAUGGUGCAAGUUAAAGAAGACUCAGUCCAACCUUUCGCUCCUGGUCUCCAACCAUCGCCAACUCAUAUCAGAGUCCCUUGGGAUUCUCCUUCGCCACCGUACAGCAUUGAAGAUAAUCGCAAUGCGCCUACAGAAUCAGAUGGUGCGCUCGCUCCUCAUUCUGUUCCCCUGCCUGGAACGUCCAUCGAUAGAGAACAAGCUCUAGCGCAAAUUCGAGCACGAAGAGGGAAGACUAAUACAGUGAAAAGAUCCGUCAGUGCAAAUGAGGCCACCCUUCACUCCGGAGGAGGGGGUGUCACACCGGGUCGGGGUGCGCAAAGAAUCCCUGCCGUUCAGAACUCGGCAGUGAGAACUGACGGGGAUAAGGCUGUCCGACGAGAUCUAAGCGCUCCGGUCAGGAUGUUCCGCCGGUAA
Molecule: messenger RNA, 1863 nt
Organism: Aspergillus pseudoviridinutans
Lineage: Eukaryota; Fungi; Ascomycota; Eurotiomycetes; Eurotiales; Aspergillaceae
Exons: 1
Coding region: 1-1863 (620 amino acids)
Source: RefSeq, a predicted model, not a curated record